AAUAAUAAUUGCUGAACAAGCUGUGAUGAGCUGACAUGAAGACUAUGGCUGCACAAGUAAAGAAUGGCCAUCCUCCACUCUGUCUGUUUGUACUGAUAAAUCUUAUCCGAGGUCUGCACGGACUCAGCAUUGAUUAUGACCAAACUGUUACUGCUUCACCUGGUGACAAUAUUACAUUAAAAUGCAUCCUGCGUGGGGGAAAGGGUACCACAAUUGUGCAGAUACAAUGGAGUAAUGUAAACAGCAAUGACUCUGGUGCUUUUAUAGUUGCUAACCAUCGAUAUGGUAGCUAUCGCACCAUGGAAGCUGUAGAGUUUGAAUCAAAAUCACCAACCAAUGGGACAGGUAACAUUCAUUUCACAAAUGUAAAAGUGUCUGCUUCUGGAACGUACGUGUGUACUUUUAUCACCUUUCCAACUGGAAACCUAAAGGCGUUGACCAUUCUCACUGUUCUUAAAGAAGCUAAUUCGCAGAAUGAUGUAUCACCAGUUGUAUUUGAAGCAAUGCUGAACAGCACAAUGCUACUCCCUUGUGGCUUCAACAUUCCUGCCAGGCAAAUUACUAGCCUGGUGUGGUUUAGAAAUAGCAAUGGAGCUGUUGAAAAACUUACUCAGUCAAACAGUCUUGGAUCUGAAAUUGAUGUUUCCAGCCAAUACCAAGGUAGAAUCCAGCUAGGGAAAAACUAUAGUUUGGAGAUCGAUCCUGUUCUGGCAGUGGAUGAUGGAGAUUUCAUCUGUCAGGUGGAGACAUCAAAUGAUCAAAGGACCAAUGUCACAACUAAAGUCAAUGUAUUUGCUGAACCGACGACUCCAGAAAUUCAUGAGGAACUGAACUAUUUUUCUUUGACCAAGCUACACUUGAAUGCUACCUGCAUCUUACAAAAGGCAUAUCCAGAGCCAAAUAUCACAUUCUACUUUGAUGGACUUCCUCUUCGUGAUGGGGAUAAUGAAUCUGUUAUAGAAUCAGAGAUCCUCCUGGACUCAAAUGGCUUGUAUAAGGUGAAGAAAAGAUUGUCCUUAGAGACUGAAGCCAAUCAUUGGAGGUUUUUCUGGUGUGAGGCUGUGUUCUCGCUGCCUAGAAAUGAGAGCAGAAGGAUGCAGUCCAAAAUGAUACCUCUCAAUAACUAUCUGAGCAGAAUUGAAUUUACUCCUGAAGGACCCUACAACGUGGUUCUCAAAGAUUCCCUGAACAUUUCAUGCCAUGCCAACAGUUCUGUGAUUCCACUUUACAAAUGGACAAAGGUUAAUGGAACAGUAUCAAGUUCCAAUCCAUUGAUUUUGAAGAAAAUAACUGAACAGACUGCUGGAAUUUACAUCUGUGAUGUUACUGUUCCAGGAACUAAUCUACAUCACAGUUCUUACAUUAAUGUCACCAUCAAAGGCAAUGAAUCCUAUGCUAGCACUGAGCUGACUACUAUGAUGCAGCUAUCAAAUGCCACUGCUUCAACCGCUAUUUCCAAAAACUCUACCAAUACUGAACUAUUUACUAAUGCUGGAUUGUCCACCACCACUCAAUCUUCUCAAACACCGGCUGUCUUCGGGUCAUCUACCAGCAUUGCUGUUACAUCAUCCAGCAACCAUGGACCAUCAACCACAAUCGGAUUAUCCACUAGUGAGAAACAGUUCACCUCCAUUCAGUCAUCAAUUAGCUUUGGAUUAACCAAUGGUACUGAAUCAUCUGUGGAGGCAUUCAACAACACCAUUUUAUAUACAGCAGGGAAUUAUGACAACAGGACAAAUCACAUUUACAUUAACACAGAUGACAAAGAAUCUGAAGGCACUGUGUCAGUGGCGGUGGUGAUAACUGUAAUCGUGAUCUUGAUGAUCUGUACUGCUCUAUUGUCUUAUCUCAUCAAAUGCUGGCAAGUCAGGAAAAAACUGAAUGAACCACCUCCAUUCAAACCUCCUCCUCCACCAAUAAAAUACACAGCUAUUCAGGUAUCUCCACAGGAUGAAGUCAACUAAAGAAGAUGGUGUUGAUACUUUCGGAUUGAGAGUAGUAUAUAUUUUCAUAUUCUACAUUUUAUGUGCAAUAUAUACAUUCAAUUUUAUGCUUUUAGAACAGCAAGUAUAACAUUUUAAUAUUCUGUGUGAUCCAUUUACAUUCUAAAACAUCUGUAUAGAUUUUCAUAAUUUUUUUUGCAUUAAUGUUUA
Messenger RNA from Stegostoma tigrinum, 2153 nucleotides. Its product is annotated as T-cell surface protein tactile. The transcript has 12 exons. Gene Ontology annotation, biological process: cell-matrix adhesion; inflammatory response. The record is from RefSeq and is a predicted model, not a curated record. The coding region runs from base 36 to 1964 and encodes 642 amino acids. Lineage: Eukaryota; Metazoa; Chordata; Chondrichthyes; Orectolobiformes; Stegostomatidae.